GCUCUCCCUCCUCUUCUCCUUCUUCUCCUUCUUCUCCUUCUUCUUCUUCCUCUCUCCUUCAUCUCUCUCUCACUCUCCUUUCUCAGUUACUGUCUUCAUUCUUACCACCGUUCAUCCUCCAUGAUGACGACAGAGGAAGCCCCAACUUCGCCUAUUCAGGCACCAAACUCUCCUACUCGCUACAGCAAGCACAUUGUCCUCACCACUUACCCCGGCCAAAGCGGAGUCGACCCUGUCCCCCUGACCUGGGGCGCCCCCGAUGCCAAAUCCCGUGGCCCCGUCGUCGUCUCUCGCAGCGGCCCAUUGCUCAAACGACGCAACGCAAUGGGCGCCCAUGGAGGCAGCUACAGCAUCUACAACGCUCUAGCCAUCGCCGCCGGAGACCUCCCCCCGGAUUUCCGCCCGGACUUCCGCAACAGCGAGCCUACAUUUAACUUCCCCUGGCAGCCUGCGUGGGCGGACAAGAAGAAGAUUGUCUCGAUGGAUCCGUAUGGUCAUGAUAUUGUUAACCAGUUUCGGGAGGAGUUGGAUGCUGGUUGGGAUAUCAGGCCUACUAUGGCGAUUACGAGGGCGAAUAUGAAACUGGCGGAGAUUGAGGAGGCGGUGAGGAAAGGAGAUCUUGAGGUAGAUGGGAAUAUUGUUGUUGAUGAAAGUGGUGAGGUGCGUGUUACUAAGGUUGCCGUUGAGCCGGUUUGGUAUUUGCCUGGCGUUGCGGAGCGGUUUGGGGUUGAUGAGGGCACGCUGCGUCGGACACUGUUUGAGCACACUGGUGGCAGUUACCCAGAAUUGAUUACUCGACCGGAUCUGAAGGUCUUCCUCCCGCCAAUUGGUGGACAGACGGUUUACAUUUUCGGCCCUCCGGAGAGGGUGUCUGAUGAGAACGUGAGAUUGGCACUGCGGAUUCACGACGAGUGCAACGGCAGUGAUGUCUUCCAGUCAGAUAUCUGUACCUGUCGGCCAUACCUUGCCUUUGGAAUUCGUGAGGCAAUCCGCGAGGCACAGAAUGGAGGCAGUGGUGUCGUGAUUUACUUCCGGAAGGAGGGACGAGCCCUAGGAGAAGUGAUCAAGUACUUGGUGUACAAUGCUCGCAAACGGGGUGGCGACACUGCCGAUAAGUACUUUACUCGGACGGAGAACAUUGCUGGAGUUAGAGAUAUGCGCUUCCAAGCUCUGAUGCCAGACAUCCUGCACUGGCUCGGUAUCAAGAAAAUCGACCGCAUGCUCUCCAUGUCGAACAUGAAACAUGAUGCCAUCGUACAGACAGGAAUCGAGAUUGUCGAACGUAUCCCCAUCCCCGAGGAAAUGAUCCCCAGUGACUCGCGGGUAGAAAUUGACGCGAAGAUCAACGCGGGCUACUUCACAACGGGCAAACAGCAUACGAUGGAGGAUCUGGCAAACGUGCGUGGACGUGGUUGGGAGAAGUGGGAGGAUGUUACUCAUUAAUACUAUCUGUUGGAAUGUUUACAUCCCAAGAACUCUAUAACUUUAUGUUAGAAUAACGAUGAACCUAUAGCGUGAUUUGAUUAUAUAACUCUGGGCAUGUGUGUGGUAGAUUUUAAUGAAUGAAAUGAAGGAUUGCACCUGAAUAUGGAGUAAUAUAGCAUGUCGGUCCGUCGUCCAACAUGUUUUCCCUUGCUCAUUAGCAGAGCAAUAAAGGUGUUCGUAUUCAUAAAGCGGC
Molecule: messenger RNA, 1678 nt
Organism: Aspergillus ruber CBS 135680
Lineage: Eukaryota; Fungi; Ascomycota; Eurotiomycetes; Eurotiales; Aspergillaceae
Product: putative GTP cyclohydrolase II
Exons: 4
Coding region: 121-1443 (440 amino acids)
Biological process (GO): riboflavin biosynthetic process
Molecular function (GO): GTP cyclohydrolase II activity
Source: RefSeq, a predicted model, not a curated record